UGAUACCAUACUCCCCCUUCAGUUCCUGUAACGUGUGGGAACAACUAUUGCAGUAUGAGCUCAAAUUCAGAGCCUCCUACCUCAACACAGGGGCACGAUGGCAAGGAGGAGCAGGAGAUGCUCGACUUUGCUGCCCGCCACGACAAUAAGCUCCAUCCGCUUGUCAAUGAGCAGAUGGCCAACGAUGUCUACACAGUCCUCACUGCAUUUCGCUGUAUAAAUGCCCUCUGUGUCUGGACAUUCUUUCAACCCGAUGAAUAUUUCCAAUCUUUAGAACCCGCAUGGCAAAUGGCAUUCGGCCCUGAGAGCGGAGCGUGGAUCACGUGGGAAUGGCAACAUCAGCUCCGCUCAUCAUUACACCCAGCACUAUUUGCUGUCAUCUAUUAUGUCGUCAAUAAGCCUAUGGAGUUUCUGGGAUUCUUCCCUCAGUUCCGGGCCCUGAUCUUGUCGGUGCUACCAAAUAUUGUACAAGCACUCAUUGCUGGCGUUGGCAACUACUUCACCUGGCAACUGGCACAGAGGAUGUAUGGAGUAGGAAGCCAUACCGCCUGGACCACUCUCUUGAUGAUGCUUUUCAGUCCCUGGGAGUGGUUCUGUUCGACGAGGACAUUCUCAAAUUGUCUUGAGACAACAAUGACUAUUACUGCGUUAUAUUUCUGGCCAUGGCAGAUGACAAUUGACGCUGCCCCACCUUCGAUUACUGUAUCGAACAAGAGUCAGGCCGCUCCUACUCCUACCAAGGACUCUCCAGGCAUUUUCCAGACCCCUGGAUCGAUUAAACAUCUGCGUAUCUCCCUACUUCUCGCCAUUGGAGCCUGUAUCCUCCGGCCCACCAACCUCUUGAUAUGGUUCUGCAUCCUCAUGCCAACGCUCACCCGCCUCCUAUCCUCAACCUCACCCAACUCCCGCGUCCCGUUCUCAGACUAUCUAAUCCUGCUCCGUGAAGGACUCCUCUGCGGUUCAUUCGUACUUCUUGUCACUGCCGUAUCAGACCGCCUGUACUUCGGCGAAUGGACCUUCCCACCUUACCAGUGGCUGUAUUUUAACGUAUCUCAAGAUCUUGCCGUCUUCUACGGCCGCAACGAUUGGCACUACUACCUCACCCAAGGCCUACCUCUCCUCCUCACAACCUACCUCCCCUUUGCCCUUGUAGGGCUAUGGGAGUCGACCUCUGGGCACGGUCUCCGGUUCCUCUUCGCCACAGUAAUAUUUACGAUGAUCGGGAGCCUAUCCCUGAUCUCACAUAAAGAGGUCCGAUUUAUCUAUCCUCUACUGCCUCUGCUGCAUCUCAUCACCGCACCCACCCUCGCCUCCUUCUUCUACACCACCACCACCACCGUCCACCCACCAGCCUCCCCCUCCACGUCCAAAACCUCCACCAUCAUCGUCGCCCGGCGCAAGCUCCUCCUCGGGCUCAUGCUCAUUCUCAACCUCGGCAUCAGCGGCUACACAACCUUCUACCAGCAAAGCGGCGUCAUCUCGGCGACCAAAUUCCUGCGUUCCGAGUACGAAGCUCUCGCGCUCGACAGCCGCGGCGUCCCGCUCUCGUCGCCCGACGCCAACAAGUACGAGUUCGAGGGCGCCCCCAAGAUCACCGACUUCGACGACCGCGAGACCUUCGCCGCCUUCCUGAUGCCAUGCCACUCGACGCCCUGGCGCUCACAGCUCAUCUACCCGGGUCUGAAAGCGUGGGCGCUGACAUGCGAGCCGCCGCUCGGCAUGGCCAAGGACUCGGAGGAGCGCGCGCGCUACCGCGACGAGGCGGAUCGCUUCUAUGAUGACCCCGUGGGCUUCUUGAAGAGGGAGGUUAAUACGAAGGAGCGUCCGUGGCCGCGCUACGUGGUGGGCUUUGAGGGCGUGGAAGACGUGUUGAGAGAGUACUAUGAGUCGGAGAUGAAGGGGUUCAAGGUCAGGGAGAGGUGGAGGGCGGCGAAUAGCCAUUGGCAUGAUGAUUGGAGACGCAAGGGGGAUGUCGUGGUCUGGGAAUUUGUGGAUGGGAGUAAGAUGGAGGAGUCGGAAUAAGGUAUAGGUAGUUUUUUUCGCAAUGCAAUGCAGUGUACAAUGUAAUGUACUAGUAGUAAUAUUUCGUUAGAUCAGACAUCUCUCGGCUUGUGGUACGUUUCAAUUCAUCAUGGUCUCGAGAAAUUCCCGCCAUUCAUAAGCAGUCAGUCAAUUCCUGAAAUAUUUUGUGUUUUAUUUUUCUAUGCCAAUUUUUGUGGUAAGAGACAAAAAAUUCCUCGUAUCCAAUAACUUUUACUUGAUUCGGAACUAAAGAAGA
This is a messenger RNA of Amorphotheca resinae ATCC 22711, 2278 nucleotides long. Its product is annotated as glycosyltransferase family 22 protein. Gene Ontology annotation, biological process: GPI anchor biosynthetic process. The coding region runs from base 55 to 2022 and encodes 655 amino acids. NCBI's taxonomy places the organism in Eukaryota, Fungi, Ascomycota, Leotiomycetes, Helotiales, Amorphothecaceae. The record is from RefSeq and is a predicted model, not a curated record. The transcript has 4 exons. Gene Ontology annotation, molecular function: alpha-1,2-mannosyltransferase activity. Gene Ontology annotation, cellular component: endoplasmic reticulum membrane.